CAUGGCGGAUUCCUCGCGCACAGUAGAGUGUGAAAUAUUUACUGGUAAAGAAAUGGACACUCAAAUGGAAGAACGUGUGAGUAAUGAGAAUGGUGGUGAAUGUGACAAGGAAGAGGACGUGACUAACACUCAAACAGAGGACCCUUUCAAAAAACCUGCUCUCUUUGCGGCGCCUUCGCUCAUGAGUAAACGAGGUCUUGUCGCGAGCAGAGCACCAAAAAAGCCUACACAUGAAGAAAAUGGCGACAAAGAACAACUACAACCAUCUACUUCUGAUAGUAGUGAGGCAUCUUCAGAUGAGCAAACCACCCCUUCCACGUCGGAUAAUGACAACACAACCUCACGGAAAGGUGCAGAGAGCGAAAAACAUCCCGAAAAAGACAAGACUAGUGAUGGUGUAGCCGCAAAGACCAAACUGCAAGACGUCCAACCCCCACCAAGAUUUCCUGUCAAAGGAACACCUAUUGGCAAAUUUAAACCCCACCCUCCUGUUCCAUACGCCGAACCUCCUUGGGCAGGAGUGGCAGAUGUCCCAUAUUCCCUAGAAACCCUCAAGAAUGGCACUAUAGUUGAUACGGUCCCACUCACCCAGCAGAGUUAUUUUGUGGUCGGGCGUUUACCUGUGUGUGAUGUAUCCCUGGAACACCCCUCAAUCUCCAGGUAUCACGCUGUCAUUCAGUACCGUGGGCUGGCAGGAGAGGAGGAGGCAGUUGGAGAGGCGAGAGGGUUCUAUGUCCAUGACCUGGGCAGCACACAUGGUACAUUCGUCAACAAGAACAAGAUACCACCGAAUACCUACAUCAGAGUGCGGGUUGGGCACGUACUCAAAUUCGGGGGAAGCACUAGACUUUUCAUCAUGCAGGGUCCAGAGUUUGACGAAGAGGCGGAGUCAGACCUGACUGUCACAGAGCUGCGGGAGCGAGCCAGGAAGCAGCGGGAGGACCUGGAGAGGAGGAUGAUGGGAGAAGGCUCGGAUGAGGAGGAAAAGGAAGAGGGGAUAGAAAGCAGUGGCAUCAGGGGAAAGAGUUUAAACGAUGAUUCGGGCUGUUCCUGGGGAAUAGAUGAUGAGGCAGCCCCUGAAGAGGAUGAGAACGAGGAGAACCCCUUCUCCACAGAGUUCCAGGAGGACCAAGAGGCUGCUUACCUGAAGGACCCUAAGAAAGCACUGCAGGGCUUCUUUGACAGAGAAGGGGAAGAGCUCGAGUUUGAGUAUGAAGACAAAAGCCACGGUACCUGGCUCUGCAGAGUAAAGCUCCCAGUGGAUGACGCUUCAGGGAAGCAGCUGGUCGCUGAGGUGACCCACAUAGGGAAGAAGAAAGAUGCGGCCAUCCAGUCUUCCCUGGAGGCGUGUCGCAUCCUGGAGGCCCGGGGCCUGCUCAGGCAGGAGGCAGUUUCCCGUAAGCGCAAGAAGAAGAACUGGGAGGACGAGGAUUUCUAUGACAGUGACGAUGAUAACUUUCUGGACCGCACCGGUGCUGUGGAGAAGAAGAGACAGGAGCGCAUGAAGAGGGCGGGAAAGAUUCAAGAGCGCCCGGACACUUACGAGUCACUGGUGGCCAAACUGUUGGUGGUUGAGAAGGAGCUGGCAGAGACCGAGAAGAAGCUCAGUGCUACAGGGAGAGACGGCUCUCACUCGUCCUCCGAGGACCCCCUGGAUGCCUUCAUGGUCGCUGUGCGCAGCGAGGCGGCGCUGGACGGAGUGGAGCGCCGUAAGCUGCACGUGCACGCCGCCGACCUGCGCAAGGAGGCCCAGAGACUGCGUCGGCUGGUGGAGCUCACGCGGCCAGCCCAGAUGCCUUCACUGCAGACGGGGAGUGGGUCGUCCGACGCAGACAAGCCUAAGAAGCGAUCCCUACCGCUGUUUGGUGCCAUGAAGGGAGGCGCCAAGUUCAAACUGAAGACUGGGACCAUAGGGAAGUUGCCCCCGAAGCGAGCCAACCUGCCCGCAGAACUCUUUAACAUGAAAGGAGAGGAAGAGGAGGAAGAAGAGGAGGAGGAUGACAACAAAGGGAGUGAAGACUUGACUGAGGCUGACAUCCAGGCUGAGGAACCCCAACGGUCCAAUGAAAGCACUGAUUCCACAGAGGGCUGCAGUACAGGAUGCCAGAGGCAGGACCCACCUCUGUCCCAACUCCCCAGAGGGGAAAAGCUGUCCCAGAGAAGUAUAGAUGUAGAGGAGCCUGAGGAAACCAUGGAAGAUGCGCCUCUCGGCCGUUUAAAGCCCUUACCAGACCCUAAAGAAGGGGGCAAGGAGGCGGCAGCUGCCAAGCCUAGUCCUAAAAAGUUCUUGAAAAAAAGAACCACCGGCCCCAACAGACCUCCAACCGCCCAAUCAGGACCGUACCCUGAGGAUGACCCAGACUAUUGUGUCUGGGUGCCCCCCACAGGUCAGUCUGGGGAUGGCCGCACCCACCUCAACGAAAAGUAUGGCUACUGAACACAAGGCUCAAACUUUUGACCCUUUUUUUCCUCAACUCCACCCACCUGCAGACUUAGCAGCAACACACAAACAGGCCUCCACCCCCUCAGUAUCUAUUUGUGUUCUAUGACACUCCUGAGUAAGGGAUAUUGCAUACAACAUACACUACUGUUCAAAAGUUUAGGGUCACUUAGAAAUGUCCAUUAAAAUAACAUCAAAUUGACAGACGUCUCACAAGUCCU
Salvelinus namaycush (lake trout) is the source of this 2661-nucleotide messenger RNA. Its product is annotated as solute carrier family 4 member 1 adaptor protein. The transcript is spliced from 14 exons. Lineage: Eukaryota; Metazoa; Chordata; Actinopteri; Salmoniformes; Salmonidae. The record is from RefSeq and is a predicted model, not a curated record. Bases 2 to 2437 code for a protein of 811 amino acids. Gene Ontology annotation, molecular function: mRNA binding; protein binding.